Musca vetustissima is the source of this 1884-nucleotide messenger RNA. RefSeq names its product alpha-L-iduronidase. Lineage: Eukaryota; Metazoa; Arthropoda; Insecta; Diptera; Muscidae. Gene Ontology annotation, biological process: carbohydrate metabolic process. Gene Ontology annotation, molecular function: protein binding; L-iduronidase activity. The record is from RefSeq and is a predicted model, not a curated record. The transcript is spliced from 5 exons. The coding region runs from base 1 to 1884 and encodes 627 amino acids.
AUGUCUGGCUCAUUGGCUAUUCUUCUUGGAGCAUUAUCUCUGUCAACUCUUCAUAAUAAUAGCUAUGGAGGCGAUAACACUACAUAUUACAAAUUUCCAAAAUUUUGGACCAAUUCUGGGCUUUGCCCUCUUGGCAAUAUUACCCAUAGGAGUAUAACCGAUUACCUUCGUUCAGAUACAAUGCAAGGAAAUCUCCUACAUCUGUCUGCAUUACCCCACGGUGCAUUAACACAUUUGAGAAUACACUGGCUGUUAGAAUUGUUGGAAUUUCAACAAUUCACACAAUCUGGCCUUCCCAUUUUUGACUUCAGCCUUUUGGAUGAAUUUCUAAUAGAUUUGGAUAUGAUGAAUAUAAAUCCCGUUGUGGAGUUUAUGGGAAACUUUUCAAAUCUGUUUGAAAAAAAUCCCACCUAUAACGACGUGAUAUGGGACGACUUAACCUACCAAGUAACAAAACGAUAUUUAAAUAUGUUUGGAGCUAAAAAAGUGUUAAACUGGCGUUUUGAAACUUGGAAUGAACCGGAUGUUAUAUCGUACAACAAAUUAAAUUUCUCCCUAAAAGAUUAUGUUAUCUACGCCAAUUCCAUAAAACAGGGCUUAAUCAGAGCAGGAGCCAGACCAACAAAUAGUCUGCAUAUUCCAUUGAGGGGGCCUGCGGGUCUAUUUAAAAAACGCUCUCAUCAUCCAAUAUGUUGGGGUAUUUUAGAGCACUGUAAUGCGAAUAUUGAUGAGUGUCCAAUUGAUAUACUGACCUUCCAUCGAAAAGGAAGUAGUCCAAAUGCAAGUGUUAUCCUAGACGAAUCCGUGCAUUUACUAUCUGAUAUUUACAAAGCGUUUCCCAAUAUACAACAAUUGUUAUUUUCAAAUGAUGAAGCAGAUCCAUUAGCUGGUUGGUCAAUGCCUCGUGAUUUCCAGGAAGAUGUAAGAUAUGCUCUAACAUUUGCGAAUAUUGUUUUGGAUCACUGGAAAGCGAAAUUGGACCGUAAAAUAUUUGCACAUUUUGAGGACUUAAGCAACGACAAUGCCUUCCUUAGUUAUCAUCCUUUCGAAUUUUCCCAACGUACCCUUUUGGCUCAUUUUCGCAUGAAUAACUCAGUACCACCCUAUUCACAGUUUAUACAAAAACCAAUUUACGCAGCCAUGGGAAUGUUGUCACGAUUAGCAGAUAUGGCAGCUAGUCCUAUUGCAAUCAAAACAAGUAAUGGAUUAACAUUAAAUGUUUUAAAAACUACCGCUAACAAAGGUCAACCCAUGUAUUCUAGUUGGCUUGUAGUUCCGGCAAACGAAUCGGCAUAUGUUAACACCAUGGUGACGACGAAUUUCCAUUUGUGUGGAAAUGAAGUCAAUGCAUUUAUUGUCGAAGUUAUCGAUCAACAAUUAACGAAUCCCGUCAGAAUUUGGCGCCAAUUUAACAGCCCUCCCUAUCCCAAUUCAACUGUGAGAGAAGUAAUGCGUUUCCAUCAAACCAUGAAAAUACAUGAUACAGGUAUAUCGACUACAUCAGAUAUACUCCUUAAACUAUCAAAUCUAUCAUAUCCUUGGCUAAUGCUACUAAGGAUGUGCUCAAAUCUUAAUGGCUUGCCUGACCAACCACAAAAUUUACAAAUAACUAGAGUAACGAAAAGCGAAGUUAUUCUAACAUGGCAGGAAUCUACGAACAGCGUUUCGCAAUAUUGCCUGAAAACGUAUCAAGUAUGGUUUAGGGAGAAUCAAAACAGUGAAUGGUUAAAAAUUUCCAAUAAUUGGCACUUACCAUUUCCCUUUUUCCAGUAUGCCCCGGUUCAAAAUAGCCAGAUUGUCAAUGGCUUUUAUAAAGUACGCAGUGUUGACGUUUUUAAUCGGACUAGUUCCUUUUCCGCAGAAGUGCAAUACAUUGAAAUAUAA